Molecule: messenger RNA, 1593 nt
Organism: Rhipicephalus microplus (southern cattle tick)
Lineage: Eukaryota; Metazoa; Arthropoda; Arachnida; Ixodida; Ixodidae
Biological process (GO): regulation of transcription by RNA polymerase II
Cellular component (GO): nucleus; transcription regulator complex
Molecular function (GO): DNA binding
Source: RefSeq, a predicted model, not a curated record
UUCACUGCUGCCGCUCCAUCGGCGGCGGGGGUCAGUGUCUGUCUGUGCGGCGGGUGGCGAGAGCGCCAGCUUCGCUUUCCUUUGUCCAGUGCAUGGACGCUGGCCGCGCUUGGCCGCUAGCGCUCAGCCGCCACCGAGGGUCGCUACUCAACGUCGCGCGCGCAACACGUACAGACGCACCGCAGCCGGCGAGCGCGAUGGCUCCGGAUUCUGUCGAAGCGUUUAUAUCCAGCGUCAAGAAGCAUCCCAUACUUUACGACUGCAAACGUCUCGGCUACCGGGAUGUUGACAAAAAGAGGGAGAUUUGGGAAAUGGUCAAGCAAGAAACUGGCAUGGAAACCGUUGACGACUGCCAGCGCCUAUGGAAAUCACUCCGGGACCGGUACAUACGUGAACUCAGGGCGUUGGAACAUCCGAGCCAGCUACCGUGGGAAACACGCAAGAGCAAGUGGGCCUACUUCAAUUCGCUGGACUUCUACAAAGACUGCGGAAGAGCUGCAAGAGCCAAACAACCGCUGGGUAUUGCAGACACGGGGUCUUUAGACCGCUACUCCAAUGGAAGUGAGCCAGCUGUCAUGGAAGACAGUUUUACACCCGAAGGCCCUCCUCCUGCUCAUUCCCACUGCCCUAAAAUGGUACUGGCCUCUCCACAGACAGCUCCCGAGGACUAUGCCCCGCUAAGGCUGCACCAGAGUCCAGAGCCACCAGAAAAGAAACCCGUCCUUAACACCGAGUCGAUGGACUCUUUUGAAUCUGAGGUACUCGGUAUCCUUAACCGUCCACUAGACGAAGAUGAGUACUUUGCACUUUCCAUUGUGCCUACCCUGAGGCGCCUUUCCUUAAAGAAGAAGGCCCUCGCCAAAGUCAAGAUACUGCAAGACUUGGCACUGCUCUGAGUUCGGCGAAUGACCACUGCCGAGCGAUGCUCCAUGUCUUGUUCUUCGCUCAAGUGCCAUAUUUACCAAAGGAAACGUGGGACCAGCAUCGUCAUAAAGAAAUGAGCAUUCCGUGCCUUUUUAGCUGGACACAGCAGCUAUAGAAGUGAAGCAUCAGAAAUAAUAUCAGAGUCUGGUGGGCAUCGAAACCAAGAGCAGAGAAAUGCGGCACACCACUUCCUGAAGUGGCAAACACAAUUGUCGCAACAGUCACCGCUCUUGGUUCAUUUUCUGAUGCACUGUGUCACUCAAGAACUUUUUGAUCAUCUAGGCCACACCAAGUUGCUGGCUAUGACAUUCAGGGAUUUAUUUUAUUGUAGUCAUAGAACAGCCCGACGAAGACUAUGGAGAGUUUUGCCAGGUGCAAGACAUCAAGUUUUGUUGCCGCGUCCCAAAGACAGUGAUAUUUUCCAACAUGUGCCAAGGACACUCCACGAGUGCCAUUUUGUGGAAUCAAUUCCACACUGUUGCUGUUUAGGUGCCAAUGUCUGUUUGUAUGUGUCAUAAUGAAAAUGAGCUGUAUAUGCUGCCAUGCGAAUUCAGAUCUCUGGAACAUUAGAAAGAAGUUGCAAGUGCCUUUCAGUACUGUGCAAGUUCCAUCCUUUUUUUUUUCCCUUUUUAGCAAAGCAUUUGCAGUAAUAAAUGACCAUUUUUGACA